Cercospora beticola is the source of this 1217-nucleotide messenger RNA. It is a transcript of the gene SEC28, whose product is annotated as coatomer subunit epsilon. Gene Ontology annotation, cellular component: COPI vesicle coat. Gene Ontology annotation, biological process: intra-Golgi vesicle-mediated transport; endoplasmic reticulum to Golgi vesicle-mediated transport; retrograde vesicle-mediated transport, Golgi to endoplasmic reticulum. Lineage: Eukaryota; Fungi; Ascomycota; Dothideomycetes; Mycosphaerellales; Mycosphaerellaceae. The record is from RefSeq and is a predicted model, not a curated record. Gene Ontology annotation, molecular function: protein binding; structural molecule activity.
UUACGCCGCUCCAACAUCUUACUCCUUAAGCUCUCUCAGUCCAAGUGAACCAGUCUGAUUGCCGACCAACAUGGAUCCUUUCGGCGCGGAAGGCGAGCUAGUCAACAUUCACACCGCAUUUGUGCAAGGCCAAUACACUUCAGUGCUUAACGACUUCGAUGCCUCGAACUUCUCGGCCGAAAACAACCUACCGAUCCAGGUCCUCCAGUACCGAGCUCAAUGCGCGCUAGGGCAGUACGCCGAAGUGAAAAAAGCAAUCAGCGAGAAAGAUGCGAAGCAGACACCCGAUCUCGCAGCCGUGCGGAUAUAUGCAUCGUACCUCGAGAAGCCCACAGAUGCAGCGGUGACGGAAGCAGAAAGUCUGGCAGAAAGUGCAAGCGAUAAUUUGACUGUACAACUUCUCGCUGGCACUGUUCUCGCAAGAGCAGGCAAGCAGGAUCAAGCGCUGCAAUUAUUAUCGAAACAUCAGGGUUCGUUGGAUGCUGUAGCUCUGAUUGUGCAGAUCCACUUGCAACAGAAUCGUACAGAUCUCGCGUUGAAGGAGGCGAAGAGCGCGAGGUCUUUUGCGCAAGAUGCGCUGCUGGUGAAUCUCGCGGAAUCGUGGAUCGGAAUGCGACAGGGUGGUGAGAACUAUCAAAAGGCGUUCUACGUGUUCGAAGAGCUGGCGCAAGCGCCUUCGUCUGCGUCGGCGACGAGUCUGAUUGCGCAGGCGGUGUCAGAGCUUCACAUGGGGAGGACUGAAGAGGCGGAAGUCGCGCUGGAUCAGGCGUUGACGCUAGAGCCUGAGAACAGUGCUGCGAUUGCGAACAAGCUGGUUUUGGAUACGAUUGCUGGAAAGGAUACUUCGGAGCUGAGCGCGAAGUUGAAGAGCGUAGAUAAGGAGCACGAAUUGCUUGCUGAGCUGGACGCAAAGCGGGAGGCUUUCGAGGCUGCUAUGGCCAAGUACAACCCUAAGUUCGAGCCUUGAGAACGGACGCAUAGGUGGUGACUACUAGUAGACGUACUGGACGCAGAAAAGUACCAACGAUUAGACGAAUGCACGUCUGGGUAUCCUAGAAGAUAUGAACACUUGGCAGACAAAUGUACUGCCACAUAACAACUCUUUACAACUCUCUCUUUCAGAUCCUGAACUUGGGUAGAAGAAAGACGACCAGGAAACAAGCCACCCAGAGGCCGAAUAUGAAAGCAUACAGCUUGAUCCGUCCCCACCACCCUUG